GUACAAACACACUUGGAAAAUCAGUCUAGGUACCACAUACAGCAAAGCCAGAGGCACCAGGUGAAGCAGUACCUGACCCUUGAUACCAAGCUGUCCAGCCAGACGCUCUCCCUGUCCCACUCCCACACGAUCCAGCCUGCAGGAGUGACUUCCAUUUUAAGGAACGGACACAUGCCUCCUGUCAGCGACCUCGGCACACCAGAAAGCCCUGUUACCAAGCUGCUGGCCCUCGGAGGCGAACACGAAAAUGCGAUGGAGGAAGUAAUUGAAGACAUAAUCAAUAUGGAAUCAAGUUUUAAUGAUGAAGGCAUAGGUUGUUCUGAAACUCCUCUUCUAAUGCAAAGAACU
Molecule: messenger RNA, 348 nt
Organism: Apaloderma vittatum (bar-tailed trogon)
Lineage: Eukaryota; Metazoa; Chordata; Aves; Trogoniformes; Trogonidae
Product: transcription factor EC-like
Exons: 2
Biological process (GO): regulation of transcription by RNA polymerase II
Cellular component (GO): nucleus
Molecular function (GO): DNA-binding transcription factor activity, RNA polymerase II-specific; RNA polymerase II cis-regulatory region sequence-specific DNA binding
Source: RefSeq, a predicted model, not a curated record